Ruditapes philippinarum (Manila clam) is the source of this 928-nucleotide messenger RNA. RefSeq lists its product as uncharacterized. The transcript has 3 exons. Lineage: Eukaryota; Metazoa; Mollusca; Bivalvia; Venerida; Veneridae. The record is from RefSeq and is a predicted model, not a curated record. The coding region runs from base 530 to 913 and encodes 127 amino acids.
AACCAAGCUUAAAUCAACAAGGAUUUAGUGACCAACAUUUAUCUUAAGCCAGUUUCUACUGAUAUUCUACUAUUAAUAUCCCUUUUUUGAUGGGAAAAAGUCAACAGGCCAGGGCUUGUGUUGAUGGGUGGUUUCAGCCCCUUAACUCCCUGUUGGAUCUGUGCCUGAUUUUGCCAAUUGAAGACUUUGACUCGUAGUAAAAACCACAGUCAAAUGUUUAAUCCCUGCUUAGUGCCAAAUACUGAAGUUUUAACAUACUAAGCUACUUACUUAGGCACCAAAACAUACAAGCAGUACAGAGCAGAUCUAUGGAAGAUAAAAACUAUUUUCAUUUCCCCCACUUAUCCAGGAAUAUUCUAGAUAGGACACUAAAGUAAGUAUUGUAUUCAGUGAUUAUAAACUGAUUUAGAGUGUAUGUUAUUUGAUGUAGACAACACAACAUUAAGAAUUUCAUUUAUUACAGAUUCCCAGUACACAAAUAAUAAACACUCAGUGAGCAAACAAAGUAGAGCUAGCACAGACAGAGAGGAUGGCAGGAGGGGUCUUCCAUGUAGAGUUUGGUUUCAAUGACACAGCAUUAACCAGGGCACUUGAGUCGGGAAAUUAUGUGCAGUCAGAGAGACUCAUAAGAGAUACAACUAAUCCCUCUUCCUUAGAUGAAGGUUGUUACCAAAGAACACCAUUGUAUAUCUGUCUUUGUGGCCUUGAUGUUGAAGAAACCAGACCAAGACCAAGGAAUCUCUAUUUAGCAAGAUUACUUAUAGAAAGGGGAGCCAAUGUUAAUUACAGGGUACCAACUACUUACUUUGGUAGUGAAUAUAGUGGACCAGGAAAGACACCUUUAGAGCUGCUUGUAGAUUUUUACAUAGAGCUUACCAGUCUUCAUAGUCAUGAACCAUGGUAUACCAAUUAACACAUUCUUAAUAAA